AUGCCUUUAAAUCAGUCAAUGAACGUUUUCGAUCGUUCGACAAAGUUAGCUCAGCGAGAUCGAGCUGCAAAGGCAAUCAAUUUUUCGGAUUACGAUUAUCUUCGAGAGGAGGUUGCCGAUCGCAUCGCUGAUAGGAGCUUUGAUAUUAAAAGAUUCUUUCCAGUGGCUGUCGAUCUAGGAUGUGGAAGGGGCUAUAUUGGCAAGUAUCUUGACAAGGAAGUAAUAGGAACCUUAGUACAAUGUGAUCAUUCCAAGGAAUCCUUAAAGAUCGCACAAAUGCGAGCUGCAUCUUUUGAGGUUCCAGCUAUCUCAGUUAUCGCCGAUGAGGAAUUCAUUCCUUUCCCCGACCAUUCUGUAGAUCUAUUAUUUAGUAGCUUAAGUUUACAUUGGGUGAAUGAUCUACCCGGAACUUUUGCCCAGGCAAUAAAGUACAUUAUAAUUGAUAAUGAUGGUGCCUUUAUUGGAGCAAUGUUUGGCGGCGAUACUCUUUAUGAACUACGCUGUUCUUUGCAAUUGGCAGAGAUCGAACGUAAAGGAGGCUUCGCUCCUCGCGUUUCGCCUUUUGCAGACGUGAGAGAUGUAGGCAAUUUACUAACACGUGCAGGGUAUACUCUUACAACAAUUGACCUGGAUGAUAUUAUAGUCAAUUAUCCAUCAAUGUUCGAACUACUCGAUGACUUGAAAGGUAUGGGUGAAAGUAAUGCCGCCUGGUCUAGAACAAACAUCCUUCAUCGAGAUACAAUGAUGGCGGCUGCAUCCAUUUACAAAGCAAUGUACGGAAAUGAUGACGGUUCGGUACCGGCCACUUUUCGAGUCAUUUCAUGGAUUGCUUGGAAACCCGAUAAGUCUCAGACUCAGCCAGCUGAGCGAGGAUCCGCUACAAUAUCAAUGAAAGAUUUAAGUGCUUCAGAUUCGAGGAAAGGCAGUUAG
Molecule: messenger RNA, 930 nt
Organism: Trichoplax adhaerens
Lineage: Eukaryota; Metazoa; Placozoa; Uniplacotomia; Trichoplacea; Trichoplacidae
Exons: 8
Coding region: 1-930 (309 amino acids)
Biological process (GO): mitochondrial respiratory chain complex I assembly
Cellular component (GO): mitochondrion
Molecular function (GO): S-adenosylmethionine-dependent methyltransferase activity
Source: RefSeq, a predicted model, not a curated record